Messenger RNA from Anneissia japonica, 624 nucleotides. RefSeq lists its product as uncharacterized. The transcript is spliced from 2 exons. The record is from RefSeq and is a predicted model, not a curated record. The coding region runs from base 121 to 624 and encodes 167 amino acids. NCBI's taxonomy places the organism in Eukaryota, Metazoa, Echinodermata, Crinoidea, Comatulida, Comatulidae.
GCUACCGAUCAUGCUGAUUAUUCAUCUGAGCAGGUUGCAAAUCAAGGAUUGACGGAAAAUCAAUUCAACUUUCUUAAACUGGAUGUCUCACAGUGGUAUGAUGCCCACAGUUGUCUUCCUAUGUUGAAAGUGUUGUUCAGAGACCAUGUGACAACUGGGAGACUAUCAGAAAUUAGUAGCACAAUGGAGUUGCUGAAUCACUUGGUUGUACUUGAUCAUUUGAAUGCAAACAAAAUUGCUAUUCUGCAUGAUACCAUCAGCAUAACUAAACAUUUGGGUGUUCAAAGGAAGAUUAAAGAAAGACUAUCAUCAUUUUCGGAUGUUAAGGAAGGAACCACUCUGAAACAUUUCACAAAUCACAGACAAAAUGUAAUGAAAUUUGGGAUGAAACUGACUCCAGAUGCUGUGAAAAAAAUUGGUGGAUUUUAUAAUAAGAAGUAUACUGAUCGUUGGAGUAUGAUCACUGAUCUUGAAAACAUGAAUCAAAUCUUUGAUGGAGAUAUGAAGGAUUUCAUUGAAUUAUUGAAAAGUCUUAAACUCCAUCGUGCAUUGAAUGCACUAUUAGAAGGUAUUCCUCACUUUUUUAAGGAGAACAGGUGGUUGUCUAAGUUCGAUACGAUUUAG